AUGGCUCGAUGUUCUUUUGAUAAUCAUCUAUUAAGUCUUGUGGGUACAUUAACUAUUGGAGCUACAUUAAUAAUGCUUCGACCAGAAGGUCAUAUAGAUUUAGAUUAUCUUACAAGAGUAUUGAAUGAAAAACAGAUUACUACUAUGCAUACUGUUCCAUCUUUAUGGAAUAGUCUAUUUAAUUUUCUCAAUAUUACUAAUCGAACAUCGUCAUUACAAUGGUUACGAACUGUAUGUAGUGGUGGUGAAGUUCUCAACAAUAAACUAGUUAAUCUAUUGAAAAGUCAAGUGCGAAGUGAAUGUCGAAUUCGAAAUCAUUAUGGUCCAGCUGAAAUUACUAUUAAUUGUACGAACUAUCUAAUUGAUCUAAACAAAGAUCAAACAAAUAUUCCAAUAGGUCAACCUUUUCCUAAUUAUCAAUUUUUAGUAUUAGACAUGUUCUUACAAACUGUUGAUAUCGAACAAGAAGGAGAAUUAGUUGUUGGAUAUGUUGGUCGUGAUGAUUCAACAGCUAAAGUAAUGAUUAAUAUUAAUGAGCAAAUAUUUUAUAAAACAGGUGAUCUUGUUCAAAUGGAUAGCAAUGGACUGAUUCAUUAUGUUGGUCGGAGAGAUUUUCAAGUGAAAUUACGUGGACAACGUAUUGAAUUACAAGAAAUUAUACAACGUUUACUUAUGUUAACAUCCAUUAAUGCAUGUGUUGUUAUCAAAUGGGAUGAAAACCAUCUUAUUGCUUAUGUUCAAAGUGAUAACAUUAAUGUUGAACAAUUACGUCAUCGUUGUCAAUCUAAUCUACCAUCACAUAUGAUUCCAUCAAUAUUUAUUAUACUUGAAAAACUACCUUUGAGCCCAAAUGGAAAAGUAGAUCGAAAACGCCCUCCACCACCAGAUUUAUUAUUAUUGACCCUCUCAUCAACACCAUCAUCAUUAACGACAACAGCAUUAGAAAACAGAUCUAAUCUUCCACAAAAUCAAUUACAAAAAAAGAUACAUGAUAUUUGGUGUGAAAUUCUUCGAUGUAUUGGACAACAGAUUUCAACAACUGCAAAUUUCUUUAGUAUUGGUGGUCAUUCACUUUUAUUUAUUGAACUUUAUCAUCGAUAUCAACAAUUAUAUGAUUUUGAUAAUCGUGUACUUUCUAUUGCUUUAUUUCUUCAACAACCAACUAUUCUUCAACAUUCAUAA
Molecule: messenger RNA, 1182 nt
Organism: Adineta steineri
Lineage: Eukaryota; Metazoa; Rotifera; Eurotatoria; Adinetida; Adinetidae
Source: the annotation of a GenBank genome assembly